CUUGUCUCCCAUGAUUGCCAAGUUUACAGAAAAAGAAAGUGAGAACAACAAAAUAAAACAGAGAAACCAGGAAGAGAAUUUCAAUCAAAAUAUCUGCUCUCGAUUUCCGGAUUGUAGUGCAAUUAGAAGAUAAGUUGUCGGAGAAGGCAAAGGUUGAGAGUGACAUUAUUAGAUCGGAUGUCAACGGUGGAGAAUGGCCUGAGCUCAGUGACGUAAGAAGAUGUUCUUAUGGCCGACAUGGGCAUUUCCCGGCGGCAACCGCCACCGCCGUCGCUUACUGUGCCGACGUCUCCGGCGAGGAACCGUAGUCUUCUCGACGUGAUGAGAAGGGAACGUCGGCAAGAUAAAUCCACUUGGAAAUCUCUCCGGGAUAAGCUCCGCCUCAAACGCACCACCACUGCUUGGAUCUCGUCUAACCUUAUCCCUUCUUUGGAUAUGCCUAUCCUUAGUCCCGAUAACUAUAGCCACCGAUUUAACCGCCUUGGAUUCCUCCUUUCUAACUCGGAGACGAACCACCGGAGCAAUGGUGGAGCAGAGGAAGCUGCGGCGCGAGAAGGGAGGCUCCAGUUAGGCGAGGUGUUGGCCGAGGAAAGAGAGGAAGUGCAGCCACCGAGGAUGUCCCUAAUGGAGUUGUUAGAGGAUAAUGCUGGGGCAAUGUCUGACGUCACCGAGAGAGGAGAAGCCGAGGAAGAAGAGACGAUGGUUACGACGACGGCGAUGGUGACCACCACGGAUUCGGGUUGUUGCGUGUGUAUGAUAAGAAGCAAAGGUGCGGCUUUUAUACCUUGUGGACAUACGUUUUGCAGGUUGUGUUCUAGAGAACUUUGGGUGCAGAGAGGAAACUGUCCGUUGUGUAACACUUCCAUUUUACAAGUUCUUAAUAUUUUCUAGUUUCUCUUGUUUCUUCUGCAUUUUAUUUUAAGAUUUUUUUUCUUUGGUGUUAUGCCUGUGGAUCUCUUCUUGUACAAAUAAAUGCAUUGUUAGGAUCCUUUUUUCAAAGCCAUGUUUAAUAUGA
Molecule: messenger RNA, 1015 nt
Organism: Eutrema salsugineum
Lineage: Eukaryota; Viridiplantae; Streptophyta; Magnoliopsida; Brassicales; Brassicaceae
Exons: 4
Coding region: 229-891 (220 amino acids)
Source: RefSeq, a predicted model, not a curated record